ACCAGCCCCUGCCAGACAUACUAUUAAGGCACAUCCCCACUGUUCACCGAACCCCAGAGAUGUCGUUCCGGGAUCACCGCAACAUCAAUAUGGAGUCUAAAUUGAAGGAAGUGAACCACCUAGACAACAUGAGCAAGGGAAUGAACAAAGCGCGGGAAUAUCUCAUAUUAUUCCUUACCUACAUACUCUACAAAAUUACGCGCUCUAUUGUCGUCACCUUCCAAAAGUUCACGUGGGCAGUGACCGGUGUCGAGAGGACCCGAAAGGACGCACAUCGUGGAUUACAAUUCAAGCUGAGUGCGCAUGUCCAGCAUGUUGUAUGGCGACGGAAGUUGUUUGGUAUGACAAUGGCUGACCCGUCCGAUUUCAUAACAACUCAUAAAUGUUUUAAGCAUCCUAAUUACGUGCUCAAACCUCAUAUAUCACUUUAUUGUAUCACCAAGAAAGAAGCUAUAUUUGUCGAGGUGAAAGAAGGAACAGAUAUAUAUAGUUCAUCAGAAAACACAUCAUCAUUAUUUCAAGAACAGUUUAAGCAUGCGCAAUGUCUCAUCUCCAUCCCAUUAGCAUCUUUCCAUAAAGUUGCAUCUGACCUCGGCGCCCCAAGGGUACCAAUCAUUUGGAUUUCUAGCACCGGGCGUUGUGGCUCGACUUUACUGACACGUGUUUUUGCGCAACUUCCGGGUAUGAUGGUGUUGUCGGAACCAGAUGUUCUCACUAGUCUAGCUUACUUAAAGAAAACUAAACGAAUCAAUAAAGGUGAAUAUGAACAGUUACUGCCAAGUUCAAUUCGCUUACUGUGUAAACCGGACGACAGGGCAGGAAUGAUUUGUGUCAAAACGAGGCCGAGCUGUACAGGACAGAUGGAUGACGUGUACAAGAAUUUCCCACAGAUAUAUCAAAUCUAUGUAUACCGCAAUAGCCUUAAAACUGUGACGUCAUCGCUGAGUCUCUUCUCAGAAGAGCCGUUUGCCAUGAUGGCACGUUACAUAAUAGACAACAAAAUUUUAUCCACGGUCAUGCCAUGUUUCAGAAGUUUCUUUUAUUUCAACUUCUGUUUUGUGCUAGAUCGUGACCCUCCUGCUAUGCCUCCAAAGAGCUUGAGUAGCGUGGGAAUAUUCACGACAUCAUGGGCUGCCAGUAUCUCGCGUUGCGUUGAGGCUAUCGAGGCGCGAGUGCCAGUCAUCGCUCUACUCUAUGAAGAUAUGAUGAAGAAUCCUCGUAAAACCUGUUCGAUUCUGUUCGAUUUUCUCGAUAUUCGAAGAGAGUAUAUAGCAUCUGCAACAGAGGGAUUCAAGGUGGAUUCAAACAGGGGUUCGCUUAGUCAAAGCUUGGUAAUAAGUGAUUCACGAAGGACAAUUCCCCAGGGGUUCCGAGUGGAAGCUGACUCCAUCCUUCGGAAGCACAAUCUACCACGUCUCGGCGAGAGAUACGAAUUACCAGGUCUGAUUGAUUUUGAAGCAUCGAAACUCCCUAGGAUGAACUCUAGUAACAAAUUCUUCUGAUGCAUUAA
Molecule: messenger RNA, 1510 nt
Organism: Ylistrum balloti
Lineage: Eukaryota; Metazoa; Mollusca; Bivalvia; Pectinida; Pectinidae
Exons: 2
Coding region: 60-1502 (480 amino acids)
Source: RefSeq, a predicted model, not a curated record